Molecule: messenger RNA, 1662 nt
Organism: Brugia malayi
Lineage: Eukaryota; Metazoa; Nematoda; Chromadorea; Rhabditida; Onchocercidae
Exons: 11
Coding region: 1-1662 (553 amino acids)
Biological process (GO): monocarboxylic acid transport; transmembrane transport
Molecular function (GO): monocarboxylic acid transmembrane transporter activity
Source: RefSeq, a predicted model, not a curated record
AUGAAGAAAGACGAAAUGGAAGAGAGAAAAGAAGGUAAUAUGCAGUAUGUACCAAUCGUUGACGGUGGCUGGGGAUGGGUCGUUGUUGUUGGCUCAUUUUUCAUUCAUGUUUUUGCCGAUGGUAUUGUUUAUUCAUUUGGCAUUCUCCUCGAAAUUAUCAUGAAGGAAUUUGAUGUGAGUAAUGCUAAGGCAUCGAUGAUAAUUUCAUUAUUAACAGGUUUAACCCUUGGAAUGGGACCUAUAGCCAGUGCAAUAACAAAUAAAUUUGGAUGUCGGGUGACAACAAUUCUGGGAUCAUUGAUCGCAACCACAGGUUGUGCUACAUCCUAUUAUGCAACUUCAGUGGAAUAUCUGAUGGUUUCGGUAGGUUGUGUGAUGGGCAUCGGUUUUGGUUUAAUGUACUGUCCGGCUAUUGUCAUUGUUAGUAUGUAUUUCGAAAAGAAAAGAUCUAUGGCUACCGGUAUAGCAGUAUGUGGUGCUGGUGUUGGUACAGUCGUAUUUGCACCAAUCAGUGAAGCACUCAUUAAGAUUUCCUGGAGAACUGUUUUCGCUGUUUAUACGGUAAUUGUAUUAAUGUGUUCUUUAUGUGGUGCCACUUUUCGAUCGUUAACAUUUGUUGCUGUAGAAGAUGAAACAAAAAAGAAAAAAGUACUCGAAGAAGAUGAAAAGAAUGGAUUCGUUGAAAUGGUGCAUCAGCACUUCACUUUCAUCGAUGAAGAAAAUGGUCCUCUAUCAACCACUUUGCUUGCAUCACAUAAUCAACAAGAUAUUAAUGAUGUCGAAGAGAAGAAUGGAAAAUGGGAACGAUCGAAAUCGUUAGCCAGCAACAUUUCACAUGGAAGAAGUCGAAGAUUUUCAGAAUCUACAGGAUUUAUUGCUGUUAAAGAUGUGUUUUAUACGGGUUCAAUGAAUGAAUUACCACAGACUGAAUGUCAUCGAUCUCUUACAUCGCUCAAUAUAAAGGAUGAUAAGUUGAAUUUGAAAGAAGAGGAAAAAAUUAGCAAAACAAGAGGAAUUUUGAGAACAAUGGAGAAAAUGACAAAUAUCUCAUUACUUGCUAAUCCAAUAUUCCUACUUUAUGCAAUUUCAAAUCUGCUAACAAGCAUCGCAUUUAAUUCACCACUUGUUUUCUUGCCUUCACAUGCAACCAAUCUUCGUCUAACUCCUACACAAUCUGCAAGUGUUAUUAGUGCAUUCGGUAUUAUGAAUACAGUUGGACGAAUUUUGGUUGGAUUAAUAUCAGAUCGUAAAUUGCCAUGCAAAUAUGGGAAAGAUAGAGCACAAAAUAGGCUAUGGAUCUAUGUAUCAUCAUUGACUUUAUGUGGUUUGUUAACAACCGGCGUACUUUUUUGCGAUGGUUAUAUAACUUUAGCUAUGUACUCCGGUUUAUUUGGAUUAACGUUAUCGUCCUACGUAUGCCUUACGUCAGUAUUGCUUGUCGAUUUAAUUGGUAUUGAGAAAUUGACGAAUGCGUUUGGCUUAAUUUUACUUUUCCAAGGUAUUGGUACUGUUAUAGGACCUCCUAUAUCUGGACAAUUAGCUGACUUAACUGGUUCCUACAAUAUGUCAUUUGUGUUCUGUGGUGUAGCACUGCUGAUAUCAGGUUUGAUGUUAGUAUUUGUGCCGCAAAUCCAACGAAAGCAAACGGUAGCUGUUGCUUAA